This is a messenger RNA of Pecten maximus, 3941 nucleotides long. RefSeq lists its product as uncharacterized. NCBI's taxonomy places the organism in Eukaryota, Metazoa, Mollusca, Bivalvia, Pectinida, Pectinidae. The record is from RefSeq and is a predicted model, not a curated record. The transcript has 3 exons. The coding region runs from base 111 to 3128 and encodes 1005 amino acids.
AGGUCAUUUCCCGGAAAAUCUAAGAUGGCGGCAAGCAGCAGUAAUUUAAACAGUUAAAAUUUACUCUGAAGACGGACGGCUUCCAUGGUACAACCUGAACACUUCAACCAAUGAUUAGUAACUGUGCCAAAAUGGAUCAGGAUGAUGAACUGUUUUCUUCCAUCCUCAGUUUGUGUGAGGCUGAGGAUCGACCAUCUGAUGAGGCUAGUGAUGAAGAAUCCAAUGAAGCUGUUGUAGGUGGGUCCAGGAUCAGUAAAGAAACUUCCAUAUCCUUGUCACCAAUUAAACAUGCUACUCCUUUGAAGAUAUCUGAUGCUUUGAAGAAUAAGAACAAAUCAUUUACAGACAAGUUCACUCCCAAGGGUAAAUCUGGUCUGGACCUGUUCAAAAGCAUGCUGCUCCAACACAGGAAUACUAGCACUCCACUAAUGGACCGUUGGAGUUUACAUAAAUCUGGACAGUCGAGAGAAGGCAAGCGCAGGCAUGAUGUCGACAUGAUCAGCUCAAAUCUUGAAACCAUAUCGGAGCAAGAUUCGUCUUCAGAUGACGAAAAGACGCUACGUUGCGAUGAGGAUGCAGACAAGACAUACGAUGAUCUCCUGCAGGAUCUGAGUGUUCUUUGUGAAAAGGAACUAACAGAGAGAUGGGAAAAGGUCAAGGUUGAACCGCCAGAAAACAAGAUAAAGGCUGAACACCAGAUCAGUCGCAUCAAUCUGGACAGUAUAUUACUAGAGACUUCCUCAGUGGCUGGUGCUAACAGGAAACACCACACAACCAAGGAAGCAGAAGCAACCAGCUCUGCUCAGGCAGAACCAGGUAGGUUUACAGGGGUGAACACCACCACACAGUCCUCAGUACUGGCUACGGAGGACAACGACAGCUUUGAGGAAGCAGAUGACAUUCUUGGGCUUGAUGACUUCCUCGGCAGUGAUGAGGAAGACAACGAUUACGACAGUUUGUUAGAGGAAAGUAUCUUUCAGGAUGAUGAUACUACUGUUGUUCAUGGAUCCGUUUCAACCAUUCUGUCCAGCACAACACAUGCAUCCUCCACUGUACACAGGACAGACUCCGUUCAAAAGAUCCCUACCUACAAAAGUAUGAUUAGCACAACUGCUACUAGUUGCACGGACUCGAUUUGCGAGUCAAGCGUGUACACUUCUUCGUUUAUUGCAAUCAAAAUACGACUAAAUCUCUUUCUGUUGAUGAUAGUAAUAAAAGUAUUAGUUCCAUUCCCAAAACAAUCUGAAAGUAUUUUGACAAGUACUGUUAAUACUGAUAACACACUUCUACUUCCAAUUUCUGCUUCUGAAAAUACUUCUAUUUACACAUCAGUUUCUGCUUUUGAGAAAAGUUCACAACUCAUGCUCAAGACGAUCUCAAUAUAUGAAAAUAGCUCCAAUUCUACUUGCCCUACUGUAAAGGCUCUGGACACUUAUUGUGAGGAAUUAUCCAAAGAUGAGAACGGAAGUAGGGAUCAAACGAUGAAGGAGGAACAGGAAGUUGUUCCUGAGUCGGACAGAUUGAGCCAAGAGGACGAGUUUACAUUGGACCUUACCAAAGAUAGUGAUGAGAUGGAUGAGUUUUUACAAAUGGAAGGUUUUCAAGUGAUAGAUGAUUUGAAGGAUGUACAGAAAAGGAAAAAUGAAAGUCAGGUGACAGAAAAGCAGAAACAUCUGGUAUCCAAGUGUUCUGCAACUGGUGGUACAGAAACUGGAAAUACGAUGGAGCCUGAUUGUGUGAUUCUGGAAAAUAAAAUUCAAGGUAUAUCUCCCGAGGUGCAGAAAAAAGGUCGUGCUCAAGAAAUACCUAAAGGAAAAGAUUCUUGUAGACCUGAUACAACCAAUAGUAAUGAUGUGUUAGCUGAGGAAAAGGUGAAAAGUGGGAGUGAUUUGUCAUUAACAGCAGUCAAAAGUAUUGUUAAUAAGGUUGUUGCGUGGCAAGCUAGCUGUAGUGAACACCAUCACAAUGAUGAAAAGCAGAUUAACCAAGGCAGUCAUGUCUCUGGUCAACAGAGUGUCCCACAUCCAAACACUCCGCAGGAUCGCAAAUCACUGCCGCAAGUUCAUGUUCACCCUUUUAAAUUUCAAUCUGACAUUGAGUCGUCUCCAGUACCAUCAGGUAAAACACAAACUCCUCACAAAACAUCAUCAACUGGGAAAACCUGCAAGAUUAAUGUUACUGAAACUCCUGGAGUGUCAUCACUCAGUUCUAGUACAAACAAAACAAAGCCAGCCGGUACAGUAGUGGAGAACAACAAUGUGGACAACGUGGUCGACAAAAACAUGAACAUCGUUACACCAGCCUUGUAUCACGACUAUGAAGCAGAGCGCCGCUUCAUCCAAGGGGAAAACAGUCUGAUGAAACAGGUGAUGCAUAAAUGGGGAAGUCUGGGUAUUCAAACCCCAGAUACCAAUCUGUCUUUCAGUAACAGGUUAAAGAAAACCAAUCCCAACCAUCAGAGUAGACUGGAGGGUCAGAAGAUCUCUACUCUAUGGUUGGGCAGUACUGACAAAUGCCACAGCAAAGAGGCAAAACGCUUCCGGUCGGAUAUUCAUUCCCAGCUGAACAACAUCAACAACUUGAAACAGCAACUACAGGACAUUAACAGGCGAGUGAGAGAAGAGAUUGAUCAGACGAUUUAUGAUUUUGGUGAGAAACAAAACUCACUGGAUCAUGUGUUUGUACAGAGGAAACACGCUUUAAACGCACAGCAACAGUUGGAGCUCUGUCAGACCCGUCGCCAUAUCAAUCCUCACAUGCUGCAGUGUCAGCUGCUUCAGCUGCGUUGUGAACAUCAACACCAGCGUGACCAGCUGACCUACAUCUUCAACACGGAAAUGAACCAGUUGAAGAAUGACCACCAGGAGCACAUUCACAUGAUCCGUAGUCGCUUUGAGCAGCGUGCCCAUCAACUCAAGUCUUUCAUUGAACAGCUGGCGAACGUGGAGUCGACCCAGACUGACCCACAGUUUGGUCCGCAUGUGGUUACUCACUUGGUCAAGGGGCCAUGUCGCUCCAACAACAACAAGUCAUCCAUGGUGACUGUCUGUCUCCCUGCUGACAUAGCCACGGCCAUCAUCAAAGAGGAUGAAAUCUAUGAUAUAUACUAUGUUCAUCCAAAGCGCUAGAUAUACUGGUAGCUAUAUAGGUGGUUGUGAAGUGUACUUUACUGACAAAGAACAGUUUCCUUAUCUUGGUGUUUUUGGACAUGGAACCGUUAUGUGUCAAAAGUUUUAGCGGAUGUUCUUGUUCCAAACUUCAUGCACACGUACAUGUUACAGAUAUUAUUUAGUGCAAAAUCAACUACUUUUUGUGCUUUCUUGUGAAAAUUUAUGCCUCUAUCCUAAAGGAGAGUAUAUCUAUUGAGUAAGACAUUGUAGCUCCUGGUUGAGAUAUGAUUAUAUUGAAUAACAUUUCACAUAUAGAUAACUUUAUAGAAUAUUACUUGAACAAAGAUGUGUAGUUUUAUAAGAAACUGGAGUUGUCAUUGACAGGUACAUACUUCAAUCAUUUCGACUGACAGACUACUACCAGAUCUGUCUCCGAGUUACAGUUUUUACAGCAGAACCUCUCUGCAAAGUGAGAUGUAUUUAUGGUGAUGGUGAAACCUGUGUAUUCCGACACCCCCAACAUAUGGAUAAGAAUAGCGGAAUGUCGGAUUAUACAACGUCAAAAUACUCGGGAGUUAAUUUCAUUCUAAUGUCACACUAGUGACUUCAUGUUUUCUUUGUUUUAUACGACUGUCGUCCAAAAGUUCUGUUACACUGGGAAUGUUUAAAUCGAAUAGCUAGCCAACAAAAUUUGAGAAAAAGUGUUGUAAUAUCCGUAAGAUAGUCCAUUUGUAAGUGACGUUUGCAAAUUAUUUGAAAAAUAUCUCACUUCUUUGAAGUUGCAGGGGGCGGGAAUGGAGGGUCCUAUUUUCCAUAAUGUUAAAAAAUGAA